GAUAUCUACGCCUUUCCUGAGCAGUAUAGAUUUCAUAGCAAACAAACAAACAUGGACAGCAGAAUCGACCACGGGGAAACUCACAGGAACAAGUGUGCGGCAUGCUUUAGGCAGUUCAACAAGUUGGAGCACUUAGUGGAGCACAUGAGGAUCUCAUAUCAUUCGGUUCACGAACCCACCUGCGGCAUUUGCGGGAAACACUGCAGAUCAUUUGAGUCUCUAAGGGAACACCUUAUCGGUCCAUUGCCAAAACAGGAAUGCAGAGAUAUUUUUGCCAACCGAGGAUGCAAGUUUUGCUUAAAGGUCCUUGACAGCCCCUACGCUCGAAGGAUCCACCAAGAAAGAUGCCAACUUUCUGCAAACACUGGACUAAUUGGACGCUUUUCAAACCUGGGUAUUCGUGAUAAUUUGACUAUUGGAAGAGGGCCACAGGUAGUUGCACUUGCUUGCAAAAUGGUCGGAGGUGGCAGUGAUGGCUCACUGGAUCUCUGUGCAAGAGUCUGCAUAAUUGAUGAACAAGAAAACAUCAUAUUCCAUUCUUACGUGAAGCCCCCAAUUCCUGUCACAAACUACAGGUAUGAGAAAACAGGUAUUCGACCAGAAUACCUGAGGGAUGCAAUGACGACGAGGCAAGUGCAGAGGAAGAUUCAGGACUUCCUCUGCAACGGGGAACCCUUGUGGAAGGUCCGACCAAAAUGUGGGAGAGCCAGGAUUCUAGUAGGCCAUGGGUUAGAUCAUGACCUGGAGUCUUUGCAAGUGGAAUAUCGAGCAGAAAUGAUCAGGGACACAGAAAAAUACCCUCCAUUGAUGAAGACGAGCAAGCUGAGCAACUCACUCAAGUAUUUGACACAAGCAUAUCUGGGGUAUGACAUUCAGACAGGGAUACAGGAUCCGUAUGAGGAUUGCGUGGCAACGAUGAGGCUGUACAUGAGGAUGAGAUCCCAACCACACAAAAAGGAGGAGCGCCCUUUGGCUUCAGAUCCUCAAAAUAAGAAUAACUUUGCUUCGUGGAGGCAAAGAGAGCUGGAAAGAAUGACCCCAGAACAAAUGCUGGCAAUCUCCAGGUCUGACUAUUACUGCUGGUGCCUCGACUCCGUCUAGUUCUGCUUCCAAACAAGAUCUCAAUUAUGCUCGUGCACAUCAGAUGAUCAUCGCUCUCAACUAUUAUUAUACAUUCUAUUUCUAUUAGCUAGGGAAUAAAAUAAAAUGAAAAAAAAAUAGUCAAGCAAAGAAGAGCCCUCAAUCCCACUGGGCAUUAAGAAGUUUUAGUUAGUAAUCUUCAUCAGAUAUCAUGGGACUUAUGGAGCAGCUUGCACUGCACGGAUAUGGGAUACUAGGUUUCAUAGUAUGAACUACGCUACAUGGAAUAUGUAAGACAAAUCAAUAAACAAUAUAUAUAUAGCAGUAUGAUUUGAUUAUUUA
This is a messenger RNA of Neltuma alba, 1422 nucleotides long. Its product is annotated as RNA exonuclease 4-like. Gene Ontology annotation, cellular component: nucleus. The record is from RefSeq and is a predicted model, not a curated record. The coding region runs from base 52 to 1101 and encodes 349 amino acids. Gene Ontology annotation, molecular function: 3'-5' exonuclease activity; nucleic acid binding. NCBI's taxonomy places the organism in Eukaryota, Viridiplantae, Streptophyta, Magnoliopsida, Fabales, Fabaceae. Gene Ontology annotation, biological process: rRNA processing. The transcript is spliced from 7 exons.